Messenger RNA from Passer montanus (Eurasian tree sparrow), 1430 nucleotides. RefSeq names its product arylacetamide deacetylase-like 4. The transcript has 4 exons. Gene Ontology annotation, molecular function: carboxylic ester hydrolase activity. The coding region runs from base 1 to 1227 and encodes 408 amino acids. NCBI's taxonomy places the organism in Eukaryota, Metazoa, Chordata, Aves, Passeriformes, Passeridae. The record is from RefSeq and is a predicted model, not a curated record. Gene Ontology annotation, cellular component: membrane.
AUGGCAUUUUUUUAUCUACUGCCAGUGAUACUGCUGGUGAUUUUUGUUGCUUCAUUCAUAUCAGCAAUCAUAAGAACAAUUCAAACUGAGUAUGCCAAUUGCAGCAUCCCUCCUGGAGUGAGCAGUCCCGGAAAACUUCGACUUAUUGUUGCUGCUUUGAUUGUUACAUCUACUCUGGGCAGGAUUUUUGAGAAGAUGGAGCUGUGCAGCAGCCUGGCCUUCAGGCGCCUGGUGUUCUCCGGGCGGAGGCCGGGCCCGGCUCCGGGGGUGCGGCAGGAGGACGGGCGGUUCGGGCGGGUGCCCGUGCGGCUGUACCGGCCCCGGGCCCCGGCCCCGUGCUCCGCCGUGCUGCUGUUCCACGGCGGCGGCUGGAUCUGCUGCAGCCUCGAUUCCCAUGAAAGGAUCUGCCAGUACAUUGCCAAGGAAAGCGGCUCGCUGGUGGUGUCCGUGGGGUACCGUUUAGCCCCCGAGCACAAAUACCCCGCUGCCUACGAAGACUGCCUGAGCGCCACCCUGCACUUCCUGCAGCACCUGCAGCACUACGGCGUGGAUCCUGCCCGCGUCACCGUCUGCGGGGACAGUGCUGGGGGCAACCUGGCAGCUGCUGUCAGCCAGACCCUGGCAGGCAGCUCAGAGCUCCCCAGACUGCGCGCUCAGAUCCUCAUCUACCCCGGCCUGCAGGCACUGGACUUCAAUUUACCAUCCUACCAACAAAACCGGGGAGUCCCGCUGCUCUUCCGGGAACGUGCUGUUUUCUAUUCCUUGCAGUACGUACAAGGGGACACAUCAAAUCUGGAAGAGGUUUUGGAGGGCUCUCAUAUUCCUCCAGACAUGAGGCUGAAGUAUAGGAAGUGGGUGAGUCCAGACAACAUCCAUGAGGAAUUUACGGUCAGAGGCUACAAACCACACAAGCCCAGUGAAUUCAAGCCUGAAGUUUUUGAGAAAGUGAAAAGAAUCCGUGAGCCCACACUGUGUCCACUGUUUGCUGAAGACACAAUCAUCCAGCAGCUGCCAGAAACUUUCAUCCUGACCUGCGAGUACGACGUGCUGAGGGACGAUGGCUUGCUGUACAAGAAGAGGCUGGAGGACAAUGGGGUUCGAGUGACCUGGCACCACCUUGAGGAUGGAUUCCAUGGAAUCGUAAACCUAUUUGAUUAUUAUGGUUUGUCAUUUCCAUCUGGGAAAAGGGGAUUGGACAGGGUUGUUGCAUUUAUAAAAGGCCUGUAAAAAGAACUCUCCCUCAUUAUGCUUCUCCCCCUAAUGACUCUGCUUAGGCUCUCACACUUCAGGUAGUGCUGCUCUGCAAGAUUGUGACACCUUUAGAUCUGUAAAAUUCUAUUUCUAAGAUCCAUGAACUUCAAAUUAACACAGAUCUUUUCCUUGUGAGACUUCUGACAGUUCAAUCUUUUGGCAGUACAAUUUUUUUUCAA